AUGAUAUCAAGAAAUAUUCCAAAAGCUACUAACUCUAUACUUAAAACUCAAUCCUUGAGGUUGUUAGCCACAGAUGCUACACCUUCCAUCACAACCACCACAACCACAACCACCACCACUACGAUUGCACCCAACAAAGUCUCCACGACAAAGACAACCACUGUCAAAAAACCAAGAAGGAAGGGCACGUUUUUCACCGAUAAACUAAACACGGGCCCUUCGUUUGAUGAUUUUGUAAGUGGUAAAGCUAAAGAUAUGCUUGAAGAUCCAUUAGAAGUGGCUAGGAAAGACCCCAAUGCGAAACUUCCAAGCUGGUUAAAAGUACCCAUCCCUAAGGGUAAGUCUUUCCACAAUGUUAAAAAGGAUGUUCGUGAAUUGAAGUUAUCAACUGUUUGCGAGGAGGCCAAAUGCCCCAAUAUUGGUGAAUGCUGGGGUGGUAAGAAAUCAGAAGCUACAGCAACAAUUAUGUUAUUGGGGGAUACAUGUACAAGAGGAUGUAGAUUUUGUUCUGUAAAGACUAGUCGAGCACCGGGAAAACCCGACCCAAUGGAACCCGAAAAUACCGCUGAAGCCAUAAGUCGAUGGGGAUUGGGCUAUGUUGUGUUGACCACGGUAGACAGAGAUGAUUUGGUUGACGGUGGUGCUCAUCAUUUGAGAGAGACUGUUGAAAAGAUAAAAUUGAAAGCACCACAGAUCUUGGUUGAAGUUUUGGGAGGUGACUUUAGAGGUGAUUUGGAGAUGGUUAAAGUCUUGGCAGGUUCCGGGUUAGAUGUGUAUGCUCACAAUAUGGAGACAGUAGAAGCGUUAACACCACAUAUCAGAGAUAGAAGAGCUACGUACCAACAAUCAUUAGCCGUGUUGAGGACGGCAAAGGAAGCCAAACCUUCAUUAAUCACCAAGACAUCGUUAAUGUUGGGCUUUGGAGAAACUGAAGAACAAAUCAUAUCAACUUUGAAAGAUUUGCGUGGUGUUGGCUGCGAUGUGGUUACAUUUGGUCAAUAUAUGAGACCAACUAAGAGGCACAUGAAGGUAGUUGAAUACGUGACACCAGAGAAAUUCGACUAUUGGAGAGAUGUAGCAUUGGAUAUGGGAUUCCUUUAUGUUGCUAGUGGACCAUUGGUUAGAUCUUCGUACAAAGCUGGUGAAGCAUUUAUUGAAAAUGUGUUGAAAAAGAGGAGACACAAUGUCGGUGAAGCGCCAAGGAUGUUGCAAGAAGUUAAACCAAGUAUCUUUCGUAGAUCAUGA
Messenger RNA from Lodderomyces margitis, 1245 nucleotides. RefSeq names its product putative lipoate synthase (gene LAB5). Gene Ontology annotation, molecular function: lipoate synthase activity; 4 iron, 4 sulfur cluster binding. The record is from RefSeq and is a predicted model, not a curated record. Gene Ontology annotation, cellular component: mitochondrion. Gene Ontology annotation, biological process: lipoate biosynthetic process. The transcript has a single exon. Bases 1 to 1245 code for a protein of 414 amino acids. Lineage: Eukaryota; Fungi; Ascomycota; Pichiomycetes; Serinales; Debaryomycetaceae.